AUGUCGACUCGGUUAGAAGCAGGCGACGGUCGCGGCCGUCAGAAGAAGCGGGACGAGCAAUUACGCCGCAAGCUGGAGAAUGAAAUAAAGAAACGACCGGGAGCUGUGGGCCAAACUAAACAGUCGCAGAAGAAGCUCACCGGGUCUGUUCUGGUUUUAAAGCCGUUGCCUCCGACCACAAUGCACUGCAGUACUUCUGUAUUAGAUGCUGCGCAGUAUAUGACUGCCCAUCGUGCUGAUUGCGUCUUGGUGCUUGAUGAUAACGGCGGUGUGUCGGGUAUUUUCACUGCUAAGGACUUGGCUAUCAAGGUGGUUGGCGAGGGCCGAGACCACCGCAAUUUGGCGAUCGGAGACAUCAUGACCAGCAACCCGAUUUGCACAGAUAUCAAUACCACUGCAAUUGAUGCAUUGAACUUGAUGGUCACUCGUUCGUUCCGCCACCUGCCCGUAAUUGACGAAGAGGGCGAGAUUGUCGGCGUGCUUGACAUCACAAAGUGCUUUUACGAUGCAAUGAAUCGUCUUGAAAGAGCUUACGAUUCUAGUCGCAAACUCCAUGAAGCCUUAGAGGGCGUCAAGUCCGAACUGGGCUCUGUCCAGCCCGCUCAGAUCACCAACUAUGUCCAAGCGCUGAAAGAGCGCACGGCUGGACCCACGCUGGCUGAACUCGUAGACGCAGAGCGACCCCCGGUAUUUGUUGACGUGCGCACCACUGUUAGUGAAGCAGCUGUAGUCAUGAAGGAGAACCAUACCACUUCUGUUCUCGUUACAGACAAAUCCGAGGAGAUUGUGGGUAUUUUCACCACAAAGGACAUUGUGCUGCGGGUGCUGGCCAACAGCAUCGAGCCGUCCAAAUGCUCGGUCAUUCGAGUAAUGACUCCCCGUCCAGACUCUGCUCCUACCACGAUGAGCAUUCAAGAGGCCUUGCGCAAGAUGCACGACGGCCAUUACCUUAAUCUGCCCGUCACCAACGAGCAGGAAGGUGCGGUGGUCGGGGUGGUCGAUGUUUUGCGACUGGUUUACGCAACAUUGGAGCAAAUAAAUACAAUGUCGUCCAGCGACAACAACAGCGACGGUCCCGCUUGGAACAAGUUCUGGAUGUCUUUAGAAGACGACGGCACAGAGUCGGUUGGAUCGUCGAUUCUGGCCGGCUCGAGGGCGGACACCAUGCUGUCUGAUGCGUCUGCCACGGAGCUUGCUCAAUUCAGUAUGGGUGAGCAGCCAAUCGAUAUCACCCGUCCAGCCACGUCUAGUGAAAUUCGCCCCGAGGAUUCUCUGUCUCGCACAGGGAUGCGCGAAGAGCCGUCGCAGAUCACUUCGUUCUCUUUCAAGUUCAAGGCGCCAACUGGUCGAGUCAACCGCAUUGUUGUCAACCCUCAAGAGGGCAUUGCGGCAUUCAGACAAGCAAUUGCCGCUAAGCUGACUCCCGCUGAACUCAGAGACGUUGGAGGUCUGGGAGCGGUUGUCGACGACGUAGUCUCGGGGGGCUUUGCAGUGUCCUAUAUUGACGACGACGGCGACCCCGUAUCGAUCAUGUCUUCGCACGACGUUAUUGAUGCCGUUAUCUCAGCGUCCAAUAAUAACCUGAGCCGAGCAGACGUCAUCCUCCAUCACGUCGACGAGCACCCCAUCGUCCAGCAGCCGAUCGACUGGGUUCCCUACGCCGUGGGAGCAGCAGCGGCUGUUGCGAUUGCCGCAUUCAUUCUGGGACGAAAAUGA
Wickerhamiella sorbophila is the source of this 1716-nucleotide messenger RNA. RefSeq names its product Meiotically up-regulated gene 70 protein. Lineage: Eukaryota; Fungi; Ascomycota; Dipodascomycetes; Dipodascales; Trichomonascaceae. The record is from RefSeq and is a predicted model, not a curated record. The transcript has a single exon. Bases 1 to 1716 code for a protein of 571 amino acids.